AUGCAGUACCUGAGGAUCACUGCCUGCUUCUUCUCCUUUUUGAGCCUCUUUCUACUUAUCACAGCCCUGGCUUCAGACUACUGGAUUGCGGCUAUAGACAGCAGUAACUCAGGAUUGUGGAAAGACUGUGAUUUUUCCAUGUGUAUCGAAUAUGGGAUGAAUGUGAAAGCUUUUAUCCAUGCCACCCGAGCUUUCCUGUUAAUGGGGAUGGUUGCCGGUGCUGUUUCCUUCUUUGCUCUUUGUGCCUCAUUUUCCCAUGCCCACAUUGGCUCCAUUUCCAUAAAGCAUCUUGCUGUAUCGGCCAGCUUUGUAGCAGGUGUUUGCUCCAUGAUUGCCAUGUCCACAUUCACAGGCAAGUACAGGGUUAAACCUUCACUGGCAUGGAUUGGAUGGUCCUUUGGCAUUGGCUGGGCCUCGUUCCCUCUGUUUCUUAUAACUGGUGUGCUUGCUUGCAUGACACCCUCUAGUCCUACAGAAACAAGAACUUCGGGAUGGUCUCUGUUCCUCAACUGUUUGGGCAGAUUUCAGCUGCAUUCUGGAAGAAAGAAGAAAGGCAGCACCCCCACAGUUUAAGGAAAGGGAAAAAAAUAUGGAUUUCUCCUCUUCAAGCUCUUUGCUUUUGUGUGAAGAAAUUCUUUUUGAUAGCCAAUACUGCUCUUUCCAUGUCCAAAUUUCCUGUCCAAGAUGUGUACUUAAUAAAAAAACACACCCAAAUAUUCAACAA
Molecule: messenger RNA, 724 nt
Organism: Heteronotia binoei (common prickly gecko)
Lineage: Eukaryota; Metazoa; Chordata; Lepidosauria; Squamata; Gekkonidae
Product: protein NKG7-like
Exons: 4
Coding region: 1-573 (190 amino acids)
Cellular component (GO): plasma membrane
Source: RefSeq, a predicted model, not a curated record